UUUCUCUUCAUUAUUAGUCUACUAAUCUAAGCCCACAGAAAAUGAGCAAGCCAGAUGUUUUUAAAUAGGAAGUUCGAAAGCACAAAGUGUCACCCGAAGGCGAAACGCCAAAGAAGUUCUGCAGCGGCCGGAAACCAGAAAAGACAGCAAAUCGGUCAUCGUUGUGAAGACGGCGACAGUAGUACACCCUCCGAUAAACGAGCAAAGCGUCCGUCAAGAGAAGAACAACAUGAAACCCGGGAUCCUGACGACAAAUCUGAACGUCGAUAGUGUACCUGACUUGUGUGAUGAAAACCUCAAAUGAUACUGGAUUACAAAAUUGCGGUGUCUGCCAUCAGUAUACAAGAACAAUUCAAGAGUUUUUUUUGAAAAGUGAAGUCCGCACUAGAAGAGAGCAAGAUGAACAUAGAAAAUAGCUAGUUUCCCACACUCGAAUAUUGUUCGGUAAUGCGAUUAGCCUAAACGCCUCGGUAAAUGCAGUCUUUCUAUGGAAGGUGUUCGAUUAGAGAAGGCCAGUGUCCUACGGAAAAUUAGUUGUCGACUUUGUUUGACGGUUCCACUUCUCAUAGAGAUAUUUAAGCAGCUCCCGAUUUCAACACUCAUCCAAGCCACUUCCGUUUGCCACCGCUGGAACCAGAUCAUCUUCAGCAUUAUCCACAAGCGAAUUCGCUGCCGCAUUAGCAACGACCUGGACCUAGUCGGCCAAAACUCCCUUAGCCGGUCGUACGGCGCCAUCACGGUGGACUGUUCCACCCUAUCGCUGGCCACUCCGACGCUACUGCAGCUGUGUCGCCGUGCAACGGAGCUCGAAAUUCACGCCAACCUCCUGCACGAAUCGGUACUGGCGGAGCUGCUUCCGCAGUGUCCACGGUUGGAGCGACUCACCGUUCGGGCCAAAUGCCUUGUCGUUGAGGGCGCAUGGAAGACGGUCGAACUGAGGGGAAGGUUUCCCACCAUCGAGAGUGUGUCGGUGAUUGCGGAGAGCUUCUUCUCGCCGGGACAGAGACGGGUGCCAGCGGCGGGCGGAAGUGUGAAAAGCCGGAAAUCCCGAGUUAAAAGUGCAAUCGCCAAUGGGGUGUUUUGCUGUUGGAAGAAGCUACGGAAGUUGGUCACUUAAUAAAAGUUGAUGAGUGUGGUUUAUGAAAAUAUA
Messenger RNA from Culex quinquefasciatus (southern house mosquito), 1150 nucleotides. RefSeq lists its product as uncharacterized. The record is from RefSeq and is a predicted model, not a curated record. The transcript is spliced from 3 exons. Gene Ontology annotation, molecular function: protein binding. Lineage: Eukaryota; Metazoa; Arthropoda; Insecta; Diptera; Culicidae. Bases 488 to 1117 code for a protein of 209 amino acids.